AUGGAUAGUCAGUUCACUUCAAAGCUCAAGUCAUUACAGUCUAGAUUGGAGGUGUCCAAUGGUGACAUCCAAAGGGAUGCUAUAUAUAAGAUAGCAUCAUUGUUGUUUGACAAGACCAACACAACAAACACCGUUCGUAUCGAUCAUCUAUUGCAACUACUCGAGAACCUACUUCUCAAGAACACCUCACUACAAGUGUUGGAGGCAACUCUUCAAACAUUGUCGAACGCUGUCAUCACACUGACACCUGGCAGGUAUGAUCGCGUUAGACUUGUUAAUAGACUCGUGGACAACAUUAUGGCCAUAAGGACUAAUGUUGGAGUCGAUGGUGUAGAGUUGGCCAUCCAACAUAUAUUGAGACAAGUUCUACAGGUCGACUACAUGGAGGGUCUGUUGAACUCGCAGCAACAGACAACAACCAGUACAGUGUACAACCCUCUACUCUCACUCAUCAAGAAUCAAGAGGUGUUGGCAUCUUUGGUCAACAAUAUCGAGCGAUCAUUAUUGGAUGAUGACGCGCGUGCCCUGCCCUCAAUACUUGACAAGCGGUGGGCCGUCAUGCUGCCAUGUAUCGCGUCCAUCCUCAUCGGUGGUGUUAGUCGCGAUGUCUCGCAACAUCUCCACAACACACUGGUGCGCAUAGCUCACAACUCGGCCACUCUCUACCCGCACAUCAUCAACAGCUUGACACUGUUGCAGUAUUAUGGUGACAAUGGCGCGUCGUCGCUGACGCCCGCCUCGCUCCCGAUGUUGUACGACCUGAUCGACCUGCUUCGCUACCCGCCUCAGGGCAUGACGAUCGACCUGGAGGUGCCACGUCUUCGUCUGGCCGUGUUCCUGGCACAAUCUCUCGUCACGAGCACAGGUCUGCACAACAGUCUCUUGCAACUGCUCCAGGAUACCCUUGCCACGGAUACGUCCAAGAACGCCUGGCAGCUGCUCUGGCACGCAACCACAUCGCCUACUUCAACAGUACUCAACUGUCCUCUGAUCGUCACCCUGGCCUAUAUGCUCCCGCGUCUCCCACUGCGCAGUGAUCAGGCCACUCUUUUGAGAAUCAUUCAGACUGCUCUGUCCAAGGCUUCAACAGAUCCAUCACACGCGACCCUCCACAUGCUCAUCUAUCCUCUCUUGAUCCUCCAAUCGACUACAUCAUUGUUUGAUACUUUGGAUAAGUUGGCCAAGGAUCUGCGCACGGACAUUGAGGUGCGUAUUGCCAAGCUACAGGUGGUAGUUGGCUCAGUCCCUUCCACGUUACAGAGUAUUGGUGCAGCUACAUCACAUUCAACUUCAAUGUUGAAUGUAUCAUUUGAUUGGUACAGUCAAUUGAUCAACAAAACAUCAUCGUCAUCCUUGGACUCAUUCUUUGACUCAUUGGAGCGCAAGUUGGAAGCGCGCCAGGACAGACCAGCUGAUCAGCCCACAGGUGAUCUCGACCUGCUCAUCUUCUCUUUGGCUCCAUUGGCACAUCAUGGCACCAGCAGCGAGACGAGACGAAGGGCCAUCCGCGCACUGGCAAUCCUCCCAUCAAUCGAUACUAUUCAUGCGAUUCGCCUGUUGCCCCUGUUUAUGAAUCGUCUCCAACAUGAGGAGUCAGGCCAGGUCGUUAUGGAGUUGUACCGCGCAUUACCCGAGCUCGCUAGACACAGAGUGUGCUAUCCAGUUGUGGUCAAGGCGCUCUCUGAUCUCGCAACGAGAAAGGCAACCAUGCCCAUCGCACUCAGAUUACUCGCCAAGGUGUGGUUGAUCAAUGACAAGGUCAUGCCCAAGCUUCAAGAGUUGUUGAUCAACAUCAAGCCCGAGCAAUCGAGCGUUGAAGAGCGUGUGGCCGCUGCGGCCACAAUCAGAGACGUUUGCGAACAUGAUGAGGACGCAGGACAGGAGCUGAUCCAGCCCCUCUCAGGCUUCCUCUGUCGCGACGAACAUCCCUCAGUGAUAUCUUUGGCGUUGGAGGCCCUGAUCGCCCUGUGUAGUGCAGAGGUGCUCUCUUUCACCAGCGCAUGGAAUGUGAUCAAGAAGAAUCUAGGCGCGGAGGAAGGUUUUGAGCAGGGCAAGCGCCAUCCCCUGGUGCUGCAGCGUCUGGCCAACUUCUUCCAAAAUGGAGUGCACGGUCUCAAAGACACACCCCUGGCCACAAUGGAUGAGAAGAAAGCAGAUACGAUCAGGGACAUUGUUAGACGAGUGUGGCACCUGUCCAGACACGCCAACGCCGAGGUCGCCUCAACAGCCUAUCAAGUGUUGGCGGCGUACGCCGAGAUUGACAACACAAUCAUCAUACCACAGGCAGACAUACCCACUCUUGGCAACCUACUGAUCAAUCAACAGAUCGGUGUACGUAACAUUGAUCUGAUGCUCAAGUGCUCGCUCGAGUCCGAGCUGAAUGAGAGACGCACGCUGAAGAGUGCACACACCAAUCUGCGCAGCACAAAGUCGAUCCGAAUCGCCGAGUCGUUGGGCGGCGUAGCCGAUCAGCUGUACCAGGAGUUCCAGAAGGAGUCCAGGGUGGGCAUCAGGCAAGGCGUUAUCUCAGGACUGCUCUGGUCGUUCAACAACGCAGUGUCGUUGGGCCAGGACUUGGGACCACAGAAGAAGGAGACCAAGAAGAUGAUUGCUCUUCGAUACAAGGCAUUCGCGACUCUCUUGCCCGAGCUAGUGGAAUGCGUGGACAAUGGCAGCAGUGCGCGUGGCAACGACUUCUUUGGCCGACUGCUCUCAAUGGGCGCGUGGCGACGCUUCAUGGGCGAGUGCUUCGUGGCAUUCCAAAAGUAUGAGUCCACCAAGGUGUCACUGGCAUCCAAGGAGUCGACCAAGGACUCGACGGAUACCUCGAGUGUUUCCAAACAAUUGAUCGAGACAGUGUACAAUCAGCUACAACAAGUGUUGGUCCAGGCAAUGUCCAAGGCAUCCUCGCUUCAGGUGAUGGAGAACUGUGUGUUGGCAAUGGUGGGACUCGCACAGUCCAUGCCACAGACCGCCUACAUUCAAGUGGAGAACACAAUGUCACAUCUAUUCCAAUGUAUCAAUGACAAGCUGGUUGACCAACGAUUCAAGUCACCAAUCUAUCUGGGCAUGGCAAUGCUCACUUCAUCAUUGCUUGACGACAGCGCAUUACUCGUCCGAUCCGUCGACACCUUGUUAAGCUACACACCGGCCGCCUCCGACACUGUGGCGCGCUACACCAAGCAACUCGCCAUUGGAAUAGCCGCACUGACACUGUCCUCCUCCGCAUCAUUCUCAAGUUCCAUUCACAAGAAGGACAACGUCAAGCAAUUGAUUGAGUAUCAAAUGUCGCAGCUCAAGACACUCAAGGUGGACGCUUUCAAGGAGGACGAUGAAGCACAGGAGCAGAUCGGCUUAGUCCUCGCACUUGGAUACUCAGUUGGUGCGUUUGAGGCCAUGGGCGACUUUGCGAGCCUUAAGAUCGUGUUGGACACCCUUCAGACUCUGAUGGACAAUGAGGCCACAAUCGCCAAACAGACGCCACAGCUCUUCGGUGUCGUCCUGUUGACCAUUGCAUCGACAUUGCGCACAUGUGUCAAGGUGAACUUGAUCAAUGUAGACAGGAUCGAGACGAUGCUCGACCGCUUGAACACCCUGCGCAACACAUAUCGAUCACACAAACAUCUCUCGAUCUUUAGCACGGCCGCCCACUCACUCUUUGUUCAAUACCUGGCGUGCCAAUUCUACAAUAUUGAUGUGGAAGUUGUCGAGCAACUGUUGCGCGAAUAUCAAUCAAAGGAUGGACUGUGCUCAGACUCGAUGACAGAGCGCAUCUCUGCAUUGGUCGGUGUGUCCAUACUCAUUGGCUCCCCACUGCUCGCCCAGGACAAGGACUUUGCUUGUGGCGCACUCUACGGAGGCACGUUGCAACUCGUCAACUCCUAUCCAGCACGUCGCAAAGAGUGCCAACAAUCAAUCCAGCAAAUCAUCGUGCUGGUCAACAACAUUUUCAGCAACGAUCAAGACAGCAAGGUUAUUCGUUAUGCCGCCCUGUGCUUGGGCACACUCUCGCUCCCACCCUCCGGCAAUCAAUCGGCAUCGUCAUCAAUGUCUGACACCCCAGAGAACUUGGACCACUUGGGCGAUGACACUUUGGUCAAGAUGUUGUUCAACCUCGUUCGUUCACCAACGAGCACAGACACCCAGGUCGGCACCGCGCUCUCCGUGCUGACCAAGGUCGAUGGCACCCGCCUGCCCAUCGUCAACUGGGGCUCAGUCCUGAAGCGACUGUUUGCAUCGAGCCAGAACGAAGACAUUCGCGCCAACUGCAUCGAGUUCUCAUCCAAGAACAUCGAGUUGUCAACAUGCUCAAUCAAUCUUGCCGAAUGGACCAACUUGGCGCAGUUCCGAACCAACUCAUCGCUUGUCAAGCGCAAGCUGAUCCAGUCCAUCCCAGCGAUACUCCCACAUCUCUCUGCGACAAGGAUCGAGAGCACGCUCAAUGAGCUACUCGGUGGCAUUGCGCGUCGCACACUUACAAUCAGUGACUCUCUCACCAACGAUGCACAGAUAGUCUGGCGAGUGCUAGCAGAAUGUAACCGAUCGGCCACAGUGAAGGAACAGGUCACCAAACUGAUCUUUGAGUUGUUUGACACACUCCCAGCACCCUUCACAAUGGACCACGAAGCAUUGAUGUUGAACAAGGAUAACCUUUGUGUCUUGGACACUGCGAUCGACACACUGGCCGCCAUCCCCCUCCAAACGAUCACUCAACACAUCACAUUCCCUAUGCACUCUGACAAGCAGAUGGAGAAGUUCUCUAAGGAGUUCAGGAAUGUAUAUGUUCUCUCUGCCCUGCAGCAGCGAGCCAACACCAAUGAGUUCCACAGGAUCAAGUCGUGGUGCUUCUCCGUGGUCGACCUUGAGAAGCAGGCGGUGGUCUUCCAACUGCUUCCAAACAUUCUGGUCAACGCGCUGGUCAAAACACCGUUGGUGCCCGUGAUCAAGGACAUCCUGGCAUCAUUGAGCAUCUCAAAGACGAUUGUUGGCGUGGAGAUAUUGGCACAGAUAGUGGUAGCCAGCGCAUCCUUCGACGCCGACUGUGACCUCCAGUUUGUGUUGUGCGUGUUGGGACAACAAGGUCUGCGCACAUCCAUCCUGCUGCCACAUCUCAUGCCAUUGCUUGUGCAAUCGAUUGGACUCAAGUCAACCGAUCUUACAGACUUGGUAUCAUUGCUCCACAGCAACAGCAAGGAUGCCUUGGCACGACGCAGAGGCAAGGACCGCGUUAGCUGCGACCCACACAGCAGCAGCAAGAAGAAGUGUCCUCCCGACUGUCCAGGCCGACAUGCGCACCCCCAACGAGCGCCAAUGGGCAACUCACAUAUCUUUGUGUUGGACAGUCUGACCAAUCAAUGUUCUCAAUGUCGUCUCAAUCCCAAGAAUCGCGAGCAUCAGAAGAAGGCACUCGAGGAGAAGGUCAAUGGCAUCAUCAUCCGUACUAUCAUCGCCAACUCGACCGUCACGCACGUGUCCGUCGCGGACCAAGUGUGGAUAUUCAACAAACUCAUGAGCAAGUAA
This is a messenger RNA of Acytostelium subglobosum LB1, 5520 nucleotides long. RefSeq lists its product as hypothetical. NCBI's taxonomy places the organism in Eukaryota, Evosea, Eumycetozoa, Acytosteliales, Acytosteliaceae. Gene Ontology annotation, biological process: regulation of post-transcriptional gene silencing. The record is from RefSeq and is a predicted model, not a curated record. The transcript is spliced from 2 exons. Bases 1 to 5520 code for a protein of 1839 amino acids.